Cryphonectria parasitica EP155 is the source of this 1022-nucleotide messenger RNA. Its product is annotated as N-terminal nucleophile aminohydrolase. Gene Ontology annotation, cellular component: proteasome core complex, alpha-subunit complex; nucleus; proteasome core complex. The record is from RefSeq and is a predicted model, not a curated record. Lineage: Eukaryota; Fungi; Ascomycota; Sordariomycetes; Diaporthales; Cryphonectriaceae. The coding region runs from base 144 to 1022 and encodes 292 amino acids. Gene Ontology annotation, biological process: ubiquitin-dependent protein catabolic process. The transcript is spliced from 3 exons.
UGCUUUUCCCUCCAGUCCUCUAUCUCUCUCUCUUCCUCUCCACGAAUCACACACGACUCUCGCACCUCCAUUUUACGAACAUCAUACCCUUGUCAUUUGUUCUUUUCGAAGCGUCCUCAUUCAAACACAGACCGACCAUCACAAUGACGUCGAUAGGAACCGGUUACGAUCUCGCCAACUCCAUCUUCUCCCCCGAUGGCCGAAACUUCCAGGUCGAGUACGCUGUGAAGGCAGUCGAGAAUGGCGGCACAUCCAUCGGCAUCCGGUGCAAAGACGGCGUGGUCCUGGCGGUUGAGAAGGUCGUCACAUCCAAACUGCUAAAGGCUGGCGCAAACAAGAGGAUUGCAACUGUUGACAGACAUCUGGGCGUUGUCUACUCCGGCAUGAUCCCCGACGGCAGACACUUCAUCGACCGCGCACGCGACGAGGCCCGCUCCUGGCGCGACAACUUCAAGGCCCCCAUCACGACCGCCGACCUCGCCUCGCGCAUGGGCGGCUACCUGCAGGCCUACACCCUGUACCAGUCCGUCCGCCCCUUCGGCAUCACUGCCAUCGUGGGCGGUUUUGACAGCGAGCUCGAGCUGCCCGUAGACGGCCAGGUCGGAUCAGGACCCUCGUGCGGCGCCGGCGGCAAGGUCCAGGACAAGAAGCACGGCGGUCCUUUUCUCUACAUGAUUGAGCCCUCGGGCAUGUACUGGGGCUACUACGGCGCCGCGACAGGCAAGGGCCGCCAGGCCGCCAAGGCCGAGCUGGAGAAGCUCGACCUCGGCGGGGAGGGCAUCACCCUCGAGCAGGCCGUCAAGGAGGCCGCGCGCAUCAUCCACACCGCCCACGACGACAACAAGGACAAGGAGUACGAGCUGGAGAUGAGCUGGAUCAGCGGCCAGGAUGGCCCCACCAAGGGUCGGCAUGAGGAGGUCCCCAAGAAACUCAUCGAGGAGGCCCUCCGGUUAGCAAAGGAGAAGGACGACGAGGAUGAGGAGGACGAGAAGAAGGAUGACGACAAAAUGGAGGAGGACUGA